ACAAGAGUUUAUAUUUAAUCGUAUCGGAGUAUCAUUUAACAGCAAGUGCUUGCUGUUAAAGAAACAUCGCGGCUGAAUAUGCCGUAUAGCGAGGAACAGAUUAAGGACAAAGUGACCGAGGGAUUGAAAGCUUUACACGUGGAACCUCCUCUCGAAAUUCUUGCCGAUUAGGUUCGAUUCGAGGAUAACUUCAUUUGGCGCGACAAACUUCAGGGCCGCUCGCGCGAGGGAGAAUGCAGGAAACUCUGCGGCUCGCGUUGAUCACCUCCUUUGCCGUUCUCUUGAGAUGCUGCGUUACCUAUCAUCCCCACAGCGGGGAGGGCAAGCCUCCAAUGUACGGCGACUACGAAGCCCAACGACACUGGCAGGAGAUCACGCUGAACCUGCCUGUCGACAAGUGGUACAUCAAUACCACGGAUAAUGACCUGCAGUACUGGGGUCUGGAUUAUCCGCCCUUGACGGCGUACCACAGCCUCCUGCUAGGUCACGUUGCGAACCGGAUAGAUCCCUCCUUCGUGAAGCUGCAGGAAUCCAGGGGAUUCGAGAGCGCGGCGCACAAACAUUUUAUGAGACUGACCGUCCUGAUCGCGGACGUUCUGACUUACUUACCAGCGAUCGUAUACUUUUAUACAGUCACCUCGUCACGCUCGUGGAACGGUCGUCAGUUCGUCGACGAGUCCAAUGUGUUUGGGUUGACGAGGCGGGAUGCUGCUGUUCUUAUGGCGCUGAUCUAUCCAGGACUGAUACUGAUAGAUCACGGGCACUUUCAGUACAACUGCGUGUCACUGGGUCUCUUCGUCGCCGCUGUGGCCGUUAUAAUGCGAGAUUUGUUCGUUGUUAGCUCGCUCCUGUUCGUCCUGGCGCUGAACUAUAAGCAGAUGGAACUGUACCAUGCCCUGCCAUUUUUCUUCUACAUCCUGGGUCGUCACACCCCUAGCAAGACCCUGAGAUCCUGGUUUCGCUGUAUCCGCACACUCGCGUACGUGUCCCUCGCGGUGCUGUUGACAUUCUACAUUGUUUGGAUGCCAUUUCUCCGGAGCAGAGAUGUACUCUUCAGCGUGGUGCUCCGACUAUUUCCCUUUUCCAGGGGUGUGUUUGAAGACAAAGUCGCCAAUGUCUGGUGCGCAAUCAACGUUGUCUACAAAUUACGGCGGAUCCUCACAAACGCGCAAUUGGCCAAGAUUUGCUUAGUAACGACGACGUGCGCGGUUCUACCGAGUUGCGUCAGUUUGUACCUAUCGCCCACGAGAAACGCGUUUCUUGUCUCCCUGAUUAACUCCGCUCUAGCAUUCUUUCUCUUCUCGUUUCAAGUUCACGAGAAGUCCAUUCUCUUGGUCGCCGUCCCAGUCUUGCUGUACUUUCAGAACGAUCCUUUCUCCUGCUUUUGGUUCUUGAUCAUCUCGCAUUUUAGUAUGCUACCGUUGUUCAUUAAGGACGAGCUGUAUCUCGCUUACCUCGGUACAAUGGUCUUUUACUUUAGCUCCGUCUUUUGGAUAUGGCCUGAUAUAUUUGAUAACGGUAAAACAAGCAGUUUGUUAAACAAGAGUAAAUCAAAGUCGAAAGGUAGAGUGAAACAACACAAAAAAAGUAAGCCUCUCUCAAAUUUAUUAGACUAUGGUAAAAGGUCUUGGUUCCUCGUCGCGUUUUACAGUUCCAUUUCAGGUGUGUUGCUUCUUUCUAUCAUCAGCCGAUUUGUAAAGCCUCCUGAGAGAUACCCGGAUCUAUUUCCGCUUCUAGUAUCGAUAUAUUCAUGUGGGCACUUUCUAAUUUUCUUUCUAUAUUUUAAUUAUACCCAAUUAUUUGUAUUGAGGAAAGAGAUUGUUGCAAGUAAAGUUAAGUCACAUUAAACGAUGCAGCAACUGAAAUUAGAAAUGUGUAAAUUGUUAAAACUGUAAAUAAAUAAAUCUACUUUUUAAGAAAAGCA
This is a messenger RNA of Monomorium pharaonis (pharaoh ant), 1924 nucleotides long. RefSeq names its product probable dolichyl pyrophosphate Man9GlcNAc2 alpha-1,3-glucosyltransferase. Lineage: Eukaryota; Metazoa; Arthropoda; Insecta; Hymenoptera; Formicidae. Gene Ontology annotation, molecular function: dolichyl pyrophosphate Man9GlcNAc2 alpha-1,3-glucosyltransferase activity. Gene Ontology annotation, biological process: protein N-linked glycosylation. The transcript is spliced from 2 exons. The coding region runs from base 234 to 1847 and encodes 537 amino acids. Gene Ontology annotation, cellular component: endoplasmic reticulum membrane. The record is from RefSeq and is a predicted model, not a curated record.